Messenger RNA from Anopheles marshallii, 6213 nucleotides. RefSeq names its product phosphatidylinositol 4-kinase alpha (gene Pi4KIIIalpha). Gene Ontology annotation, molecular function: 1-phosphatidylinositol 4-kinase activity. NCBI's taxonomy places the organism in Eukaryota, Metazoa, Arthropoda, Insecta, Diptera, Culicidae. Bases 1 to 6213 code for a protein of 2070 amino acids. The record is from RefSeq and is a predicted model, not a curated record. The transcript is spliced from 13 exons. Gene Ontology annotation, biological process: phosphatidylinositol phosphate biosynthetic process; phosphatidylinositol-mediated signaling. Gene Ontology annotation, cellular component: cytoplasm; plasma membrane.
AUGGUGGGGAACGAGCGAUUUUCGUUUCAAAAAACCGUCCAAUGCUUAGCCCGUGUACUGGCCAUGAUUAAACCCACACCGUGGGAAAAGGUGCAAACACUGUUCAAGUAUUGUCCCCAGGAAAAUGCGGCCGGAGUGUUUUGUCUUGAUGCCCGGGCACAGGAUGCAGUUAUUGCUUUGGGGCUAUACUUUCUCGAGAGUGGUUACCAGUAUUCGAAGGAGAUCAUCCCGUACUUGCUACGGCUCGCCAAAGCCCUGCCGAAGGCUGUUUGGAUCGAUGACGUCAAACCUAAUAAAAUCGAUAAAAUACCUACGGCGGAAAAAUUUAGCUUCUGUCUCAACAGCCUCCUGUCGGACAUAGCUGUCGGGUGUCCGGAGCAUCGUGAUGAAAUCAUCCUGAACCAGGUGGAAGUGUUGACGGUGUUGACAAACAUGAUCAAGGGUAGUAAAGAGAGCAGCACACUUCCACCUAUUAUCCUUUGCAAAGCGACGGUUCCACUGCUGCUCGGGUUGAGUCGUUCGAUGGGUCGUUAUGCGGCAUGUGAUCCACCGUUGCUUUGUCGACUAUUCCCAAAGGAUGAAAUAUUGGUAGUAAAAUCGGCCGAAACGCCACUUUCGUGCGAUGCGAAAGAUAGUACUAGCGUUAGCCAGUUCCGUUCGAUCAUACCGCGCUCGAUGUCGGGCAGCCUGUCCAUGGAUGCGGGUGAAACGGAAAAAUCGAACAACAGCAACCGGAAAAAGCUCAGCUCGUUCUACUCCAUACCGUACGAUCCGACGACGUACUUUUUCGCAAAGUACGGCUCGAGCUUUAAUCAGUUCCCGAAUAUGCGGUUCUGCGACUCGAUGGAGAAAAACGAUCGGCUACAGUUUCCAAUCAACCAUUUGCAGACCAUUUUUGCGCUGGCAAAAAAGCUUCUCACCAAAGAGACGCUGGAACAUUUGGACGAACAGGCGGGUGAUAUAUAUGCGCUAAAUCAGAUUAAACCGUACGGGUAUAAAAGUUUCUCCGAAACGAUCAAUCUGGUAAUGGUGACGCUGCUGCGGGAGAUUUUGCAAAAUCAAACAGAUUUACCAACACCUUUCACGAAGGAUGUGCAAGAGUUUGUUAAGCGUUUGUUCCUGAUUGGCCAGACAGAGCUACAGAACAAGCAGUACGAUGUGCUCGAUCGUGUACGGGACCCUACGAAUAUCGUCGUGAACAAGUACAAGAUCAACGUGAUGGCCAAUGCUGCGUGUGUCGAUUUGCUCGUAUGGGCGAUCGGUGAUGAAACUGAGGCGGAUAAACUGUGCAGUCGACUUUACCAGAAGCUCAACUCGGUACUGGGACACAAGGUGGUGAUGGAUCAUAUGCCACUAUUAAUGGUUUGCUUAGAGGGAUUGGGUAAAUUAGCGCAAAAGUUCCCCAAUAUUGCGGGAACAUCGAUAUCGUACUUGCGAGACUUCCUGGUAGAUCCGAGCCCUAUUCUGACGAAGCUUCACGUUCAAUCACAAGCACAAACAAAGAAGGAUAAAGAAAAUGCACCUUUCCGUAUCGUGGUGCAAGGUUCCGAUUUUAAAGCGUUCGAUCAUGCGACAAACCCGAAAGGACUCACCAAGUCCGCCCAGGAAGCGUUCGAAGCGCUGCGUGAUGCAGCGAUCGAAAAUCUCAGCAUUGCCCUGCGAGCGGCACACGCACUGGAUCAGUACUGUGUGCCGGCCCUGGUGGCGAACGUUUCCAAUCGGUUGUUUACCGCCGAAAAACAAGAAAGCGAAUCGAGUCUGGUGUCGUUGAACAUUAUCGUAAUGUUGGGUCAUGUGGCGGUCGCUCUGAAGGAUACGCCGAAGACGACCAACAACAUUCUUCAGUUUUUCAUCCAGCGCUUCUGCAAGGUACCGUCCGAGCAGAACGUACUGAUCGUCGAUCAGCUCGGUUGCAUGAUCAUCUCCAAGUGUGAACCGCAGGUGUUCGAGGAGAUAAUGAAAAUGUUUACGCGUGUCACCGUACAGGCGGCAUCGCUCGCGUACUCGACAAAUCCGGAGCAAAGUGUUUACAGGAAAUCGUACCAUCACGUGUCGGAUGCGGUCGUGAACGCGCUGGCCAACAUUGCCGCCAACAUACAGGGUGAGCUGGAGAUGUUGGAUUUGCUUGGGAAGUUGCUGGAGCUGUUUGUGCAGAUCGGUCUCGAGGCGGAACGUUCAUCCGACAAUACAUCCGGAGCGCAGAAGGCUAGUUCGAGUGCGGGCAAUCUUGGUAUGCUUAUUCCAGUGAUCGCGGUUCUCGUAAGACGACUUCCUCCAAUUAAAAAUCCCAAACAACGGCUGCAUAAACUGUUCAAAGACUUUUGGCUGUACUGCGUCGUGAUGGGUUUCACCAACUCGCGCCUAUGGCCCUCCGACUGGUACCAGGGUGUGCAGCAGAUCGCGGCCAAAUCCCCGCUGCUAAUCUCCCAAACCGCUCACCGAUCGGAGAUGCGUGAGCUUAACUACACGUCCGCCAUUCGAUCGGGUAGCGUUAGCUUGAUGGAGCUUCGCAAUCAAAUUCUGCUGCUGCUAGACCAUCCACCGGCCGAUAUAACGGCCUGCAUCAACAAGCUCACGUUUGCACAGUGCGCUUACCUGCUGAGCGUGUACUGGUUGGAGAUAUUGCGCGUCGAGAACGCGUCCGAACCGAGCCUGGAACCGAUCCUGAGCUAUCUUUGCGACAAUGCACUGCUAAAGGACAAGUACGGCAUGUGGCAAUGUGUCCGCUGCAUCGGUGAUCAGGUGUUUGAAAAGUUCCGCAGCGUGCUACUCGCGCAAGAUUCGGUGCGCGAAAAGGUGCUGGAAUCGCAAGCGAUGCUACUGCUGGUGUACUUCAACCACAUCCACAAGCAGAUCCAGCUGGUUGCUGACCAGUAUCUGUCGCAGCUAGUCGACAAGUUUCCGCAUUUGCUGUGGAACCGUAAGGUGCUGUGGUGCAUGCUGGACGUACUGCAACUGCUCGCCUUUUCGCUUACGCUCGAUCCGAACGAGGAAACGCCGACGCUUCGUGUUGCUUCGACGCCCUACACAUUGCAGCUGAUGGACAGUUUGCCGGCGCGUGAAAGUCGUGUGAAGGAUUUUGCCGAUCGCUGCCAGGGAAUCGUGAACGAGGCGAUGAAAUGGGCACCGAAAUCAACACGCAGCCACCUGCAGGAGUACCCGAAUCAGGUGCCCUCGACGACGCUUUCCAAUCACAGCGGAUUGGCGCUGGCAGUUGAUUCCAUCCUUCACACGUGGGUAACGAAUGCUUCAAUUCCGACAACGACGAAACGGCCGCACUGCGUCAACAGCGACACAUCGAAGUUUGUGUCCGUGCUGUGUUUGCGUAGCAAGUACGCUGGUGAAAUUUCCGGCCUGCUGUCCGUGCUGGAGGAUGAAGAUAAAAAGGGUUUAGCGGAUCGGCUCGUAAAGGACGUGUGGGACGCUUGUGCGGAAAAGAGCGAUCCAAAACACCGAGGUGCAUUGUGGCGUGCCACGGCCUAUCUGAUACUUUGCUCGAGCGCCAACCGGAAGCUGCUGCACGCGAUUUCAUCCUCCCAGGUGCAGCUGUUCACCGAGAGCGCCAUGGAAACGGCGGUCGAGUGUUGGCAGUGGAUACUGACCGCACGGCAGGAUCUCGAACUGUGCUUCAUACAGGAGAUGGUCACCGCCUGGCAGACGACGUUCGACAAACGGAUGGGCCUGUUCUCGGAGGAGAACGAUGUGGCGAGCCCGCUGGCAGCGUACGAAGGUUGCCGUUUGGUGCCAAAACCGAUCGUUGUCGCACCGCACCUGAUCUGGCUGCAGCUACUGUCGGAGAUGGUCGAUACGGCGAAGUACUGCAAUCGGGACAAGGUGGAAAUGUUCUGCAUGUUGCUGCAUCGGUGUUUGCCGUUUAGCCGGGAUUUCAAGCAGAACCGACACAUCUCUACGGUCGGGUGUCGGUUUAAGCUGCUGCAGUGUGGGCUUUCGCUGCUGCAGGGCAACACCAUCCCGAAGUCGCUCGCACGCAACAUACUGCGCGAACGGAUCUACGCGAACGCGCUCGAUUACUUCUGCGGACCGCAGCUCUGCCCGAGCCAAUCCCGGGAAGCAUUGCUCGAGGACAUCUCGAUACUGCUAAAAUUCUGGCAGACGAUGCGCAGCGAGAAGAAGCAUCUGGUCGCGUCGGAGGUGAGCGACUACGAGCUACACACCGCGUCGGUGAAUCUGUCCGUGCAGAAGGUUUCGCUCGAUACGGUGUCACUCGCUGGGAGUGAAGUCGCACGGUCGACGAGCAGCGGAAAUGCCGGCUGGUACAAUACGAUCCCACACUCGACGUCGACCCUAUCGAAGCGAUCGGCACGCAUUAAGCGUCCACCGUACCCGAAGGAUGCGUACGAUAAGGAUUAUAUGAAAAAGCGUAACCUGAUACUGGAACUACUAGCGGUCGAGAUUGAGUUUAUGCUGAUUUGGGCCAAUCCGCUCUCACUGCCCGAGCUGCAAAUUCCAGGUGAAGAGUCCGUUGUGGAAUGGCGUGCUCGGCCGGUGAAGUUGAACGUAUGGCGUGAUUUUACGCGCCUUGCCUGGUCGUACAAUCCGGCCCUGGCUGUGUUUUUGCCCCAGCGCAUCCGGAACGCGGAAACGAUCGAAGACGAGGUGACGCGGCUGGUGUGUUCCGACCCGAUGGCGGCCGUACACAUCCCGGAAGCGCUCAAGUAUCUCGUCACCACCAAGACCGUGCUGAACGAAUCACCCGAGCUGGUGUACAUGUUGACCUGGGCGCGGGUGAAUCCGAUCCAAGCGUUGUCCUACUUUUCGCGUCAAUAUCCGACCCAUCCGCUCACGGCACAGUACGCGGUGAUGACACUGAACUCGUACCCGGCGGAAGCAGUCCUUCCGUACAUUCCGCAGCUUGUGCAAGCGUUACGACACGACACGAUGGGUUACGUGACGGAGCUGAUCAAGCACAUCUCGAAACGAUCGCAAAUUGUGGCCCACCAGCUCGUUUGGAACAUGCAGACCAACAUGUACAUCGACGAGGAGAUGCAUCACCGAGACUCUCUUUACGACGCACUGGAAUCGCUGUCCCAAAAUAUCAUCUCCUCACUGUCCGGACCGGCGAAACGGUUCUACGAAAGGGAGUUUGAUUUCUUUGGCAAAAUUACCGCCGUCAGUGGCGAAAUUCGAUCCUUCCCGAAAGGCCAAGCACGAAAGAAGGCUUGUCUGGAGGCGCUGAGCCGCAUCAAGGUACAGUCCGGCUGCUACCUUCCAUCCAACCCCGAAGCGAUGGUGCUCGACAUUGACUACAACAGCGGUACCCCGAUGCAGAGUGCGGCGAAGGCACCGUAUCUGGCCCGGUUCCGCGUACAGCGCUGUGGCAUUACCGAGCUGGAAACGAUGGCGAUGGAAGUGUCGAACAAUCCCGACUCGCAGAUCGAUGGACCACGGUUGAAUUCGCUCGGUCCGGAAGCGUGGCAGGCGGCCAUUUUCAAGGUGGGCGAUGAUGUGCGACAGGACAUGCUGGCACUGCAGGUGAUCUCCAUUUUUAAGAACGUAUUCCAGCAGGUCGGAUUGGAGUUGUACCUGUUUCCUUAUCGUGUCGUUGCCACUGCACCAGGGUGCGGUGUUAUCGAGUGUGUACCGAAUGCGAAAUCACGCGAUCAGUUAGGACGGCAGACGGAUUUCGGGCUGUACGAGUACUUCCUGCACCAGUACGGUGAUGAAACGUCGAAAGAGUUCCAAUCGGCACGCAGCAACUUUGUCAAGUCGAUGGCGGCGUAUUCGGUGAUCGGUUACCUUUUGCAGAUAAAGGACCGUCAUAAUGGCAACAUUAUGAUUGAUAAGGAUGGCCAUAUUAUUCACAUCGAUUUUGGUUUCAUGUUUGAAUCAUCGCCUGGUGGUAACAUCGGGUUCGAACCCGAUCUCAAACUAACGGACGAGAUGGUAAUGGUGAUGGGUGGCAAAAUGGAGGCGGCACCGUUUAAGUGGUUCUGCGAUCUGUGCGUACAGUCGUUCCUUGCCAUUCGCCCGUACCAGGACGCCAUUGUGACGCUAGUAUCGCUCAUGCUCGAUACCGGUUUGCCGUGUUUCCGGGGUCAAACGAUUACGCUGCUCAAGCAGCGAUUCGUGCCGACGAAGAACAGUAAGGAGGCGGCCGCGCACAUGCUGGGUGUGAUCCGGAACUCGUACCAAAACUUCCGCACGCGCACCUACGACAUGAUCCAGUAUUACCAGAAUCAAAUUCCAUACUAA